AUGAAGUGGAGGACUACAAGCUCGUUGCUUGCAUUGUUUGCAGUGACCGUGACAGGAUGGCCCUACGAAGAGUCCCUAGUUGACUACAACCUUAAUGUAAACAAGGAUGCCGCCACGCCAGCAGACUAUUUUGCACCAGAAUGGCCAAACCACAAGUAUACGCCCUCGCCGAAGAAUUGGAGAUUUCCAUUCUAUACGCUUUUUCUCGACCGGUUUGUUAACGGUGACCCUACCAACGACAAUAUAAACGGGACUCUUUUCGAACAUGACCUGAACUCGAACCAAAUGCGGCAUGGCGGUGAUGCGCAGGGCUUGGUGGACACGCUCGACUAUCUUCAAGGAAUGGGAAUUAAGGGAAUUUAUCUCGCAGGUACUAUUCUCAUGAACCAGCCUUGGGGUUCGGACGGUUACUCGAUUUUGGAUACCACGCUGUUGGACCAGCAUUUCGGCACAAUACAGACGUGGAGAGAUGCGAUUUCAGAAAUCCACAAGCGUGACAUGUACGUGUUGUUUGAUAACACAAUUGCAACUAUGGGUGAUUUGAUUGGCUUCAAAGGUUAUUUGAAUGUUACGACUCCGUUUUCUGUCAAGGAGCACGAAUCUCUCUGGAAGAGCGAGCGCCGUUAUAUUGAUUUUCAUAUCGGAAAUAAGUACAAUGAGACUUGCAACUACCCUCGAUUCUGGAAUGAAACUGGCUAUCCGGUUAACAGCGAUGUUCGCGACGAGCUUCAAGGCUGCUACGAUAGCGAUUUCGACCAAUACGGUGACAGAGAAGCUUUUGGCGUAUACCCAGAUUGGGAGCGACAGCUGGCAAAGUUUGCAUCAGUUCAGGACCGUCUUCGUGAAUGGAAUCCCAGUGUUCGCGAGAGAUUGAUUAGGCAUAACUGCAUGAUAAUCAAGGCUCUUGAUAUUGAUGGAUUCCGAUAUGACAAAGCCACGCAAGCAACUGUGGAUGCUCUUGGAGACAUGUCAAGUGCUUAUCGAGAAUGUGCCCGCGACAUCGGCAAGGACAAUUUCUUCAUACCCGGUGAAAUUACUGGUGGAAACAACUUCGGUUCAAUUUACAUUGGGCGUGGUAGACAGCCUGACCAGUAUCCAGACUCGACAAUGGAUUCAAUGGCAAUGAACAACGAGUCUGACCACCAGUAUUUCCUUCGCGAGGAGGGGUUACAAGCGCUUGAUAGCGCCGCCUUCCAUUAUUCAACCUACCGAUCUCUUACCCGGUUUCUCGGCCUCGACGGCAAUCUUGCUGCAGGUUACGAUGUACCAGUCGAUUGGACGGAUUCUUGGAACCUGAUGGUGCUGACCAACGACAUGGUCAACGCGAAUACCGGAAAAUUUGACCCACGACAUAUGUACGGUGCGACAAAUCAGGAUGUUUUCCGAUGGCCAGCUAUAGAGCAAGGUAUUGAACGACAGCUCUUGGCAAUGUUCAUUACCACUCUUCACCUUCCUGGCAUUCCAAUCCUAUUGUGGGGCGAAGAACAGGGCUUCUAUAUUCUAGAUGCUACCGCAGACAACUAUGUUUACGGUCGUCAGGCAAUGUCGCCGGCUACCGCAUGGAAGACACACGGUUGCUUCGCUUUGAACGCAGAUCAGUACCACAAUUGGCCCAUCAGCAAAGGACGGGAAGGCUGUCAUGAUGAUGCUGUAGUCUAUGACCAUCGCGAUCCGUCUCACCCUAUCCGAAAUGUCAUCAAACACAUGUAUCAGCUACGAAAAGAUUACCAGGUGCUGAAUGACGGAUAUUCGGUCCAGAAACUGUCCAAUCAAACACGGGAUAUUUACUACCCUGGCUCCAACGGCACAGCUACAGAGGUUGGAAUGUGGUCGAUUCUAAGAGAUUCGGUUUACAAGAUUCAAGAGCUGGACAAUGAUCAGCCAGUAUGGCUGGUAUACCAGAACGACAACAAGACGGUGGAUUACAAGUUCGAUUGCCGUCGGAAUGGCUCGGCGUUGAUCUCCCCAUUCGAUUCGGAUUCAACCGUUGUUAAUCUGUUCUACCCACACGAUGAGUACAAGUUGAAGGAUAGCCCCAAGAAACUCGCCCUCAAUGGCUCCAAAGAAUACAACGGAUGUCUUGAUAGCAUGACCUUGAAGCCGUUUGAGUUCAAGGCCUUCGUUCCCAAAGGAAGUUUUGUGAAGCCUGUACCCAUGGUUACCAAAAUCACCCCAGGGCAUGACCAACCAAUCUUCUCCAAAGUUGGAUAUGGUGAGGCGGAAGACAUCGAUUUUAGUAUUUAUUUCUCCACGGAGAUGGACUGCAACUCUGUGACAAAAGCUAUCACACUAAACUCUACGACGGAGACUGGCAAGAAAGCUUCAAUCGACAGAAAGAGUGUGGACUGCAAGAAAAUUGAUCCAAGCAAGACGCAAUGGACUGCUCAGCUUCCCAGCACCUGGGUUUGGACUUCAAAGCUGACUGGUGUUUACAACGGGAUUCAUCGCCUAACUGUAAACAAACCCGAGAGCAGAGCCGGGGACUCAACAGGUGCUGUUGAUCACUUUCUCAUUCGUGUUGGUCAGGUAGACAACCCGAUGGUUUCCACUGCAGCCAAUUAUUCCACGAACCUGUUGCAGCAACAUGACAACGGUACACUUUACAUCCGACACAAGGCUGCCGGUGCUGACAGAUUCCGUUAUUCGACCAAUUGGGGAACCUCUUUUUCAGAUUGGCGGGAAUAUAAAGGUGGCGACGAGGUCAUCGAAGAACUCCCUUGGUCUGGAACUGACAAGCAAAAGUGGAAAGGACAGCACGUACGCGUUGAAUACUGGAGCAAAUUGACCGGUAGCAGCAGCUAUGUGCAAGAAGGUGAUUAUGGCACCGAUCAUCCAAGGCGCUUCCCUCAUCUCUUCUUCAACGGGCCGUACAACCAGUAUGGAUACGACGCCGGGUUGGAUAAUGAAGUCAAGCAGGACAGUGAUGGGUACUGGAAGUACAGGUUGCGGGUGGAAUACCCGGCCCAGGGACAAUUCAACGUCUGGGGAAUGAACCCAGAUGGGCAACCCGAUCAGAGCUAUGUGUUUGGUGACCUUGACUCUGACGGCGUCCUGGACCGCAUGCCACCUUCCUCGCUGAGCGAUCUUUCUAUCAAUGUCACCGACAGACCCCCAUCGCCCUACCUGAACUGGGAUCUCUGGGUUGAUGAUGGCACAAUGAGAAUUAAUUUCAUGCCGGCUGGGUCAAGAGCAACCCAGAUAGUCAUUUACUUUUUGCUCUGGUUCGUGCCAUUAAUUACAGCCGCCGGGGUUGUGUACGCGUUCAUGAAAUCAUUCUAUCAAGUCAAGUUCAACCAGGUUGGGAUCAGUGAGAAAAAGUCUCUGUUCCCCAUAUUCGCCGGAAAGUCGUCAACGAAUCCUCUGAUGAAGUUGGCCAACAAGUCAGGGUUUCUCCAAAGUACUCCUGCAUUCGGGCCCGGGGCCUCAAACAGGCGAAGUGUCCUCAUCGCCACAAUGGAGUAUGACAUCGAAGACUGGGGUAUCAAAAUCAAAAUUGGCGGCCUUGGUGUUAUGGCCCAGCUCAUGGGAAAGAACCUUGGGCACCAAGAUCUCAUCUGGGUUGUCCCGUGCGUUGGGGGUGUGGACUAUCCAGAGGAUCAACCAGGGGAGCCAAUGUUCGUGACGGUCCUUGGGAACAUAUAUGAAGUAAAGGUUCAGUACCAUGUACUCAACAACAUCACCUAUGUUCUCCUGGACGCGCCCGUUUUCCGUCAACAAUCAAAGUCUGAGCCCUACCCAGCUCGCAUGGAUGACCUCGAUAGCGCAAUCUAUUAUUCUGCUUGGAAUCAGUGCAUCGCCGAGACCAUCAAACGCUUCCCCAUCGACCUUUAUCAUGUCAAUGAUUACCACGGUUCCAUUGCCCCGCUGUACCUUCUUCCCCAGACAGUUCCGGUUUGUCUCUCACUCCACAAUGCGGAGUUCCAGGGGCUCUGGCCGAUGCGCACUCAGAAGGAAAGAGACGAAGUUUGUUCUGUCUUUAAUCUUGAAAUCGAUACUGCUAGACGCUAUGUCCAGUUCGGCGAGGUCUUCAAUAUGCUCCACGCCGGCGCAAGUUAUCUACGAGUUCAUCAACAAGGAUUUGGUGCCGUCGGAGUCUCAAGGAAAUAUGGCAAACGUUCUUAUGCUCGCUACCCCAUCUUCUGGGGCCUUAAGAAAGUUGGAAAUCUCCCGAACCCCGACCCCUCCGACACUGCCGAAUGGAACAAGGAACGUCCCAACGAUAGUGAGAUACAGGUCGAUCAGAACUAUGAGGCAAACAGAGGAGAACUGAAACGCCAAGCGCAAGAAUGGGCUGGACUUGAACAAAACCCCAACGCAGACCUACUGGUCUUUGUGGGACGAUGGUCGAUGCAAAAGGGAGUUGAUCUGAUAGCCGAUGUCAUGCCUGCUGUUCUAGAGGCUCGCCCAAAUGUUCAACUUAUCUGCGUUGGCCCAGUCAUCGACCUUUACGGAAAAUUCGCGGCGCUUAAGCUUGGCCGCAUGAUGCAGGUCUACCCUGGGCGCGUGUUCUCAAAGCCUGAGUUCACAGCACUGCCCCCAUACAUCUUCUCCGGAGCCGAGUUUGCUUUGAUCCCAUCCCGUGACGAACCCUUUGGACUGGUGGCUGUCGAAUUUGGUCGCAAAGGAGCCCUAGGAAUUGGUGCCCGCGUUGGUGGCCUUGGCCAAAUGCCAGGUUGGUGGUAUAAUGUUGAAUCCACAACUACUGCUCACCUGGUCCAUCAAUUCAAACUUGCCAUUGGCAGUGCACUGAACUCGAAACCUCAAGUUAGGGCGAAGAUGCGAGCAAGGUCUGCGAAGCAACGUUUCCCUGUCGCUCAAUGGGUUGAAGAUCUGGAAAUCCUACAAUCAACAGCGAUGCGAGUUCACAGUAAGAGUGCGGCUAAAUCAAACGUUCAGCCCUACACUCCUUCUGGAAACAACACACCCAGCGGAAUGAUGACACCCACUAUUGGAUCCACUGGCAAUGUCACUCCAACCGGAGCACAGACACCUCCACUUUCUCACUCGCGAUCGGGAAGCUAUUCCAAUGUUAACCGAUUAAGUGCUUAUGGACCACAGCAGCGCAACACCAUCAUCUACAGCAGGGACCCAAGCCCCGGGGGCGAUGACCAGCCCAGAUCUGGGUUUGCUCGACACUUAUCCCUCGGUGUGAGGGCUGGACCUGGACAUCUUAUGCGUCGUGGUCGACGCAGAUUGAGGAGAAAUAGCCGCGCUGGCGCUGAUGAGAAUGGCAACGUCUCCAUGACCGAGGAGAGCAGCGAUGACGAUAUCAUCCCAAGUUUCUAUGGAGAAGACGAGUACACACUCACCCCCGAACAAGCAGAGGAAGUACGACGAGGAGAAAUGGCGGCGCCGCAGCAAGACCAAGGCCAUGGCUCGGUUAGGGACUUCUUCUCUCGGAGACACUCAAGCCAGAGUUCAAUUCCAUCCCGCGCUAUUCUCUCUCCAGGGAGUUCAACAACUUUUGAUGGAGAUGAUAGCGCUGCCCAAAACGCGCCGGCUUUAACAGAGCCUGGAAAUCGUCUCAGCUGUUCCUCUGUCCUUUCCGUUGACUCGAUUGUAGGCGAGAAGAAGGACUACAAGCUGCAGAAGGUUGACCCUACAUUCACGGAUAGUACAGGCGAGUUUUACAGGGCGUUUGAAGCCAAAUUGGAAAAUCUCAACGGGUCCAAUUCUGUGUCGCAACUCUGCAUCGAGGAGUACCUUGAGAAGAGCGAGAAGAAAUGGUUCGACAGAUUCCGCGAUGCGAGACUUGGGCGCAACCAGUCACCCUCUUCAAAGUUUCGCAGUAAAUAUGAGGGCCCCUCCCCCAUGGCAACAGUUUCGAAUGACGAAGUCGGGUCGCGUGAAAGUGGAAGCCCGGGUCGGAGACCAGAUGAGUUUUGUCUCGGAAAUGAUUAUGUCCCGCCUACUGGGCUCAGAAAGUGGAUGCAAGUUCGGGUUUUCGACUGGCCAAUUUACUCGUUUAUACUCGGUCUCGGGCAGAUCAUUGCAGCAAACUCCUACCAAAUCACCUUGUUGACCGGAGAGGUUGGACAAACACCCGAGAAGCUCUACGGAAUCGCAACGGUCUACCUCGUGAGCUCUAUUGUCUGGUGGUUCCUCUUCCGCUUCUGCAAAUCCGUUGUGGUGCUAUCCCUACCAUGGUUUUUCUAUGGUCUUGCUUUUGUCCUUAUUGGUGUCGCACAUUACGAGGGUGAUGGGUUUUCUCGAUCGUGGAUUCAGAACGUUGGCGCCGGAGUAUAUGCCGCAGCAUCAGCCAGUGGUUCCUUGUUCUUCGCCCUUAACUUUGGAGACGAAAAUGGUGUCCCUGUCAAGGAAUGGGUGUGGCGUGCAUGCAUUAUUCAGGGGACUCAACAAGCCUACAUCAUCGGUCUCUGGUAUUGGGGAACAUCUAUAUCCCAAGCGGUCACCAGGGGAAUUCCAAACGUCCAGGCAAAUGUUACGGAAACAUGGAGAAUGACUGCUAUCUGCAUGCCGAUUGCUGUUUUCCUUUGGGUUCUCGGUCUCCUGGUAUUCUUCGGUCUACCAAACUACUACCGCCAGACUCCUGGCAAAGUUCCAUCCUUCUAUAAGUCCGUUUCCCGACGCAAGAUUAUAUUGUGGAACUUUGUUGUUGUUAUACUACAAAACUUCUUCCUCAGUGCGCCCUAUGGUCGAAAUUGGAGUUUCCUCUGGAGCUCGGUCCACGCCGAAAACUGGCAGGUUGGACUCCUGGUCAUUGCUUUCUUCGGCGUCGCCUGGGUAGCUAUUCUGUUUAUAUUUAGUCGUCUGUCUAAAUCUCACAGCUGGAUUCUCCCUGUCUUUGCCUGUGGUCUCGGUGCUCCUCGUUGGGCCCAAAUAUGGUGGGGUGUUUCCGGAAUGGGUCUGUACCUACCUUGGGCUGGUAGCUACACCUCCGGGGCACUUGCAUCUCGCAGUCUCUGGCUCUGGCUAGGUAUCCUAGAUUCACUCCAGGGCCUCGGGUUCGGCAUGAUCCUGCUCCAAACCUUAACCCGAAUGCACAUUUGCUUCACUCUGCUGGCAUCCCAAGUUCUUGGAUCCAUUGCAACCAUCUGCGCUAGGGCAUUUGCGCCUAACAAUAUUGGUCCAGGUCCAAUAUCGCCGGAUGUGACAGCUGGAGCUAGCUCAGUGGCUAACGCGUGGUUCUGGAUCGCUAUAUUCUUCCAGUUGUUGAUUUGUGCUGGCUUCCUCAUGUUCUUCCGGAAAGAACAGCUUACGAAGCCAUAA
Molecule: messenger RNA, 7230 nt
Organism: Aspergillus puulaauensis
Lineage: Eukaryota; Fungi; Ascomycota; Eurotiomycetes; Eurotiales; Aspergillaceae
Gene: ags2
Product: alpha-1,3-glucan synthase Ags2
Exons: 6
Coding region: 1-7230 (2409 amino acids)
Biological process (GO): fungal-type cell wall (1->3)-alpha-glucan biosynthetic process
Cellular component (GO): fungal-type cell wall
Molecular function (GO): alpha-1,3-glucan synthase activity
Source: RefSeq, a predicted model, not a curated record